CCUAGACAGCCGGCCCAGGCCCUGAGCAGGGAAGGGGGGGGCAGGACCCUGAGGCCUAUUUUGGGGAGGGGGGAGGAGACACCACCACCGCCCCGUUUGGUCACAGGCUGGGGAAGAGGGAACCCUUCACUGGUGGGGAGAAGGGAAGGGCCACUCCCACCCCCCACCCCAGCUGCGGAAGGGCCCACCCCCAUUAGCCAGAGGGAGGAAAGUGAGGGUGGGGUAGGGAGAAAUACAAGCCCUCCCCGCCUCCCUUUGAUUUAAAACUACCCGCUUAAAGUAUUCCCUCCCCCCAGUUGCCCAUUACCGUAGGUAGGGCUGAGUAAGGUGGUGGUUUAGGGGUGAGCAGGGGCACUUGAUGAGGAAUUUAUUAAUAGGUAAGGGGGGGAUAGAAACCCACCCCUUUUAUUUCGUCGCCCCCUUGAAGUUUAACCUCUCCUGUCUUAUUUGAGGGGAGCUCGGGAGUUCGGCAAAGGUUGGAGGGGCAGGGGAGGCCCUUUAAAGCAUUUGCCCCACCAACUCAGCUUCCCCUGGACUUUUUUUGGGGGGGGAGUGGGAAACAUUUGGGGGCGGGGGACAAGGAUCUGAGAGAUUGAGGGGUUGACAGGGGAGAGGGCAGUUGUAGGAGGUAGGGGACCUGGCCCCAGGAAACCCAGCUCACGUGUUGGUGGUUCUUAACACGCUUGUGACAUUUUACCUUGUCAGUCCUCAUUUUUGUUUUAAUUCCCCCCCCAUUCAUCAUUAAGCAGAAGGGGCAGCAGAGGAAGGAAUAAUAAGCUGUGCAGGACUGGAUCUGAACGUGGCAAAGAGGGAACCUCCAGAAAACAAGAAGACAUAAGUGUCCCACUUUUAGGAGCCACCCCACCCCCCUUGAACCCCGUGGAAACUGGGCGGCCCCGAGCAGGCCCCGCAGCCGCUCAAGAUGGCCGCCUUGAAACGGAGCCGCCGGCAGGCCUGGCCAGAAGAGGAGGGCGACCGGGAGCACGGGCUCUAUAGCUUGCACCGCAUGUUUGACAUUGUGGGCACCCACCUGACCCACCGCGACGUGCGGGUCUUGUCCUUCCUCUUUGUGGACGUCAUUGAUGACUACGAAAGGGGGAUGAUCCGCAGUGGGCGGGACUUCCUCCUGGCGCUGGAGAGGCAGGGUCGCUGCGACGAAACCAACUUCCGCCAGGUGCUUCAGCUUCUGCGGAUCAUCACCCGCCACGACCUGUUGCCCUAUGUCACUUUAAAGAGGAGGAAGGCUGUGUGCCCGGAUCUUGUAGACAAGUACCUAGAAGAGACUUCCAUCCGUUACGUGACGCCGCGAGCCCACAGCAGCACAGAGCACGUUCCUUCCCACCAACACAAAUCUGUGCCUCCCCACCAUCCGCUGGUCUGCUGCUCCUCUUCAGGCCCCCAGAUCUGCACCAAGAGACCUGGCCGGGGACGAGCCCUCCUUGGGAGCCAGCGGAAAAGGAGGAAGUCGGUGACGCCAGACCCGAAAGACAAACAGACGUGCGACAUUCGCCUGCGAGUCCGAGCAGAAUACUGCCAGCACGAAACAGCCUUGGAGGGGAACGUCUUCUCCAACAAGCAGGACCCCCUGGAGCGCCAGUUUGAGCGCUUUAGCCAGGCCAACACCAUCUUGAAAUCCCGGGACCUGGGCUCCAUCAUCUGUGACAUAAAGUUUUCGGAGCUCACUUACCUCGACGCUUUCUGGCGCGACUACAUCAACGGCUCGCUACUGGAGGCCCUCAAGGGGGUCUUCAUCACAGACUCGCUCAAGCAAGCUGUGGGUCACGAGGCCAUCAAGCUCCUGGUCAAUGUGGACGAAGAGGAUUACGAGGUGGGCCGUCAGAAACUCCUGAGGAACUUGAUGCUGCAGACGGCACCUUGAACCUUGGUUGCGGUUAUUCCCCCCCACCCUGUCCUCUGCCCUGUCCUCUCCUUUGGAUGAAUUUUUUUCUGGGUUUUUCCCCCCCUCUCAAGAAAAGGAAAAAAAAUUAUCUUAAAAGGAAUGAAACCUCAAGCUCCCUGCCAUGUACUGAGUAACUAAGGUCUGUUUUGACACGAGGAUGAGCGCUGUGGUUGGUUUUUUCUUUUUCCCCCAGUUGGGAACCUAAACAGGAGAUGGAAAUUCCUGGGCUCCUCCCUGCCUGCAAGGGAGAUGCGGGGGCCCUUUCCCUGCAGGCCAGCUGAGCAUCUUCGCUCCUUGACCGAUGCUCCUCUGGCCUCUCGCCUUUUCUUAACCACAUUCUCUCUUGUGCUGUCUACUUCUCUCCUGAGUUUUUUUGUUUUCUUUUUGGUACUGUCUCCAAAACAUUAGACUGUCCUGUGGUGUGCCAUUGCCCAGAAAGGUCUAAGCAGGUGCGGCAAGGUCCAGAAGGCGAGACUUCCACUCUUUAUAUUAAAAAUAAGAAGCAAACUUGAACGUGGCUCUUCUUGUGCCAGGAACAUCUUAACACCGGUGUUUUUUUUUUUCUUUCAAGCUGUGAGUUCCAUGGGUGGUGGGACAAGGUGGGGGGAGGAAUGGGGCGUCUCGGAGUGGAGUUGGGGAAGAGAGCGCUUGCAUCUUAACCAGACGCACCACCUGCCCCCUCUAUGUAGCAAUGUUCUUAAAAGUGACACUCAAGGCCUGCCAGUUGGAUUUAGGAAUGGUUAUGCAAUUGACUUUGGCAGGGGUGGGGGGUGGGGAGUGUGGAUGGGAAGGACCCUCGCCUAGAAGGAAGUCGUGGCAAGGGUGGGGGUCCAGACACAAGGGACGAAAUGGUCUUUGGGGCCUCAGCUGCUCUGGAAGACUAUUUUCUUCUGUGCGUGUGGGAAGAGCGUGCUUUGUCCCAGCCCAGCUACCUCAGCUGAAUUAAAUCUGAGUGUUUGUUCUCCCUCCCACCAAACCCUUUCCCCUGAUGUGUGUCCUGAGUGGAGAGUAUUUCCAGCCGCCCCCCCCCCCGAUCCACUGUGUGUGCCUUUCCCUCAACCUUUGGUGGAGGGAUCGUCUGCCUCCAAAGACAACAGAGAAAGGGCCACCCGUCUGAGGCCUUUUCUCACCUCUCUGAAACCACACAAGCACCGCGGCCAGCCUUGCAUGGGUGCAAAGGGCAAGGAGGAGGUGGAAGGGAUUGUUCCAGCUGCGAAUGGCUGUGUCAGAUCAGAGCCAGGAGGACAAGGCAAUCCAGCCUUCCACCUCCUUUGCCAUUUUGUGUUUUUUCCCCAGGAACGUGAUCCUCCAGUUUCUCGAUCUGGGCUUUGCUCUUGGCUUACUCCCCUGGGAAAGCUGCAAAAGGGAUGUGUGGCAGGAGCUCCUUUCGCUCUUGCCUUCUGUUCAGGUGGUGCUGGGCACCACAGCCG
This is a messenger RNA of Zootoca vivipara (common lizard), 3330 nucleotides long. The record is from RefSeq and is a predicted model, not a curated record. Lineage: Eukaryota; Metazoa; Chordata; Lepidosauria; Squamata; Lacertidae.